Messenger RNA from Caenorhabditis briggsae, 972 nucleotides. Gene Ontology annotation, biological process: sensory perception of chemical stimulus. Gene Ontology annotation, cellular component: membrane. The coding region runs from base 1 to 972 and encodes 323 amino acids. The record is from RefSeq and is a predicted model, not a curated record. The transcript is spliced from 5 exons. Gene Ontology annotation, molecular function: transmembrane signaling receptor activity. NCBI's taxonomy places the organism in Eukaryota, Metazoa, Nematoda, Chromadorea, Rhabditida, Rhabditidae.
AUGGAUUUCUUCGUUCUCAUGUUUUUGGUUACUUUGAUUUAUCAAAUAGUGGGAUUCGUUUUCUAUUUUGUGAUCGCUUAUGUGGUUUGGAAAUUCAGGAAGACUGUCUUCAGCAGCUCUUUUUUCCAUCUGAUUCUUCUGGGAUUCAUUCUGAACUUCACAACCUUUCUGAACUCUUUCCUAUCCCUCCGACUUCCAAUGUUCACAAAAACGACUGGUUUCCUGGCUCCAUUCUUUCUCCAAUUCACCAAAGAACAUUCUCAAAAAUGGUUGUGCAUCCCACAUGCACUUCAUUUUGCUUUCGCUUAUGGACAAUACAACUUCAACUUUGGAGUUUGCUUGAAUCGGUGGACCAUCAUAAAAUUCAAUAAUUUCGAGACCUGUUGGAAAGCCUAUUUUUGGGUGUUCAUUGUUGUUACAAUUGGUAUUCCUGCUGCUCUCGUGAUACCUAUUCUAUUGAACACCUCAUACUAUUCACAGAAUACGUACUGGAACACCUUUUACAUAGAUUCCACCUUUGGUCGAGAAAAUAUUUAUAUGAUCCUAACUCCUUACCUGACAGUUGUCACAGGAGUCAAUGUCUACAUGAACAUCUCCUCGUAUAGAAAAAUGAUCAAAUUGGCUAACUCAGGAUUCUCAGUACCCGAUAAAAGGUUUCUAGUCAUUUCCUUCUAUGUCUUCACCGUGGACAUGUUUCUCACAACUUUAUCGGUUGCCAAUUGCACCAUCUUAAACUUCCAACCAUUCAUAGACAAUUUGACUGUGCUCAGCUGGAUAGCGUUUUGCACACCAUUUGCCAGCGAUGCUCUCACUUUCUGUUCUCCUCUUCUCACUUUCACAAUGUGUCAUUCGCUCCGCGUGAAAUUUAUCGAGUGCCUGCCGUCAUGUCUCAGGCAAGUGGGGUAUCGAUUUUGUGUGAGAACAAGUGAUUCCUACACCGUGUCUUCAGUCAGUCACCAAGUGCAAAACUAA